This is a messenger RNA of Salvia miltiorrhiza (redroot sage), 1513 nucleotides long. RefSeq lists its product as uncharacterized. Bases 573 to 1310 code for a protein of 245 amino acids. The transcript is spliced from 3 exons. Lineage: Eukaryota; Viridiplantae; Streptophyta; Magnoliopsida; Lamiales; Lamiaceae. The record is from RefSeq and is a predicted model, not a curated record.
AAUUAUUAGUAGUAGUAUUUAUUUAUUUAGCUUAAGUCUAUGUAAGAUCAGAUUAGAUUAAUGAGUGAGAAAGAGAGCGUGAGUGAAAAAUCAUCUCUUCUCUCACAGAUUAUCUUUUUUUUUAUAUACCAGAUCAGUUUUUUUUUAAAAAAAAAUAAGCGUGAACUAAAUCAUCAUUACUUCUCUGAUAAACCAGAUUUCAUUACUUCUUCUGCCAGCGUCCUUUCAUCUUCCAAGAAAUAUUUUCUUCCAAAUCUUCUCAAAAUCUCCCAUCUCUCCAGACUAAAAAUCCCUGCAAUCAUUUCACUCUUCUCUUCCUUUAAUAUAUAUAUCCUCCUUCCCUCACUCAAAGUUCUUUUCACUGUUCCUGCACAAUUAUCCUCCAGACAACAGAACUUGGAAAAAGAACUGAAUCAGUUAAGCCAAAACAACAAAGACACCAAAAAUCCUCUUACUAAAAAGAUGGAACCACCCCAACCACCCCCGAGAUUCCCCGCGCUUAGGGAUAGGAUCGAACAGAUGAGACACACUCGGGACUUGGAGGAUAGGCUCCGUCGAUUUUGGCUGUGUCAAUGGGAUCCGGACGAGCCCUUUGGGGCAUUUUUAGGGCGUUUUGUGCACGCAUGGCAGUUUGCGCGGACGGCCGGCGUCACAGACUACGAGGUCGGCCAGCAGCUUAUUCGACAUUUACCUCACGGCUGGAGAGACUGGGCAGAAGAGCAGUUGGACGAUACCUGUUCACAUCCCGUCCUCUCGGGGACUUUGCAUUGUUCAGCACGCGGAUCUUCAACAUGUGGGCGAGUCACGGACUCACUGCCCCCUUACCUGCUGUAGCACCAGUGGAGAUGCCCCCACCACAGUACCACCAUUAUUCCCCGAAUCAACCGGCGAAUGCAGCAGCCCCUCUUCCGCCGUAUCCCAUGAAUGGGGACGAGUAUGAGGACAGCCCACCUAGGGGCCUAGUAGUCGAUGCACUGGCACCCCCACCAGUACCCCCACCGCAGGAGCCAGUCGACGAGCCCGAGGUACCUAGGCGGUACCGCAUCCGCCUAGAGGAUUACGGGCAGCCCUUUGCUCUACCAGAGGAGGACAUGAUGGGGCCAGAGAUUAUGCUAGAAGACCCACCUGCUCCCCCAGCCUUCCCAGCGCCAGCAGACAACGACAUUCCCAUCAUAGAUAUAGAGGAGGAGGAGGAGGAUCCCGAGGAGGACCCCGAAGAGGAUCCAGGGGAGGACCCCGCAGGCUUUCAGGAUUGGGAGGACGAGGACUCAUCAUUGUUGGGAGACGGCUCUGUCACUGACUCACCCUAGCAGAUGCUGCCAUAACUUUUUGACAAUUAGCAUAGGUGUCGGAAUUUGAAUUGUUUUGAUUGGGAGCCGGGAGUAGAUAGCCCGAGCUAUGUCCGAACACCACUUAUCCGGUUGUUUUGAUUUUGAUGAUGAAUGCUCAAACAUAUGCCUUUAAUGUUUUUAAUGAUUAUUGAAUUGUGUUGAGUGGACUCUUUAUCCUAUUA